AUGGAGAGUAUCCUGUUCCUCCGCGUGGUCAAGACCAUCGUUGGGCUGCUUGGUAUCUUUGGUAACAGUCUCGUCUGCGUCGUCAUCUACAAGGUUCCCUUCAUGCACAGCCUGACCAACGCCCUGAUCUUCAACCAAGCUGCCGUGGAUCUCUUCGGCUCUGUCGUGCUGCUCCUCGCCAGCAACAUCCCCGUACCGGACCCUCUGCCCAACACUCCGGCCGGUUGGAUUCUCUGCCGGAUUUGGAUCGGGAACCUGUUUCUUUGGGGAGCGUUCAGUGCCUCCACCCUCAACCUGCUCUCAGUGACCAUGGAGCGGUUCUUCGCCAUCGUGUUCCCGUUCAGGCACACCCGUUUUUUCACCCGUCGUCUGGUCAUCAUUUUGACCGUUGGUUCCUGGGUUGUCGGGAUCGCAGAGCAAGGAGUCUACAUCGCCGUCGUGCAGGACUUCGUCGACGGAAGAUGCUUCUUCGAAUCCUCCUCCAGAACCCGUCCGAUCGGCACCGUGUUCAUUAUCUUGCAGUUCUUCGUUCCCGUGUUCCUGAUGUUUCUUGCUUACAUCGCCAUUAUUUACGUACUGGUGAGAAGUGCCAAACGCGUCGGAGUGCAACCACAUGUCGCAACCGCAUCAGGAACCGAGGCAGAGACGGGACCGGUACCUCAUCGCGUCGAGAGCCAAGGAGGAUCCCUUUUGCGCGCCGGCAGGAACACCUUCAAGACUCUCUUAAUCGUCACCAUCUCGUAUUUUAUUUGCUGGGCGCCAAACUCCAUCAUAUUCUUUCUCUUCAAUCUUGGCUGGCCUCUCGACUUCACGAGCGUGUCGUACAUCAUAUCUGUCAGCCUGGUCGCAGUCAACUCCUGCAUCAACCCCGUCAUAUACGGGAUAAAGUACAAGAGGUUUAGGCAAGGACUGCGAAAACUGUUCGGUCUGGGUGUCAAUGUUGACCUCACCUCCAUAAUUGUGUGA
This is a messenger RNA of Patiria miniata (bat star), 966 nucleotides long. Its product is annotated as galanin receptor 2b-like. Gene Ontology annotation, cellular component: membrane. Gene Ontology annotation, biological process: G protein-coupled receptor signaling pathway. The coding region runs from base 1 to 966 and encodes 321 amino acids. The record is from RefSeq and is a predicted model, not a curated record. The transcript has a single exon. Gene Ontology annotation, molecular function: G protein-coupled receptor activity. Lineage: Eukaryota; Metazoa; Echinodermata; Asteroidea; Valvatida; Asterinidae.